AUGCCAGAGACAGUUGCUGUGAUAGGUGCAGGGCUAGUGGGCUGCUUGACUGCAAUCGCCCUCGCCAAGAGAGACUAUAAGGUGACAUUGUUUGACUACAGAUUGGAUCCCCGCGACCAGAAGACGAUUGAUCGGAAUUUGAGGUCCAUUAACCUGGCUAUAUCAUCGCGUGGUAUUAGCUCUUUAGAGUUUGUGGAUAAGGAGGUGGCAGGCAGAGUGCUUAAGGGUAUCAUUCCGAUGAAGGGGAGAAUGAUUCAUCAUCUGAACGGUGCUCAGGAGUCGCAAACGUAUGGUCUCUUUGGCGAGUCAAUUAACUCGAUAGAUCGUGCUGUCCUAAAUCACCUUUUACUUGAUGAGCUAGAGAGAAUCGGCAGCGACAAAGUACAGGUGAAAUUUGGACAUAAACUCAGCAAAAUCAAGUAUGGCAAACCAGACGAGUUCCAAAGUUGCGUAUUCGCCACAGAAGAGGGCGUAGAUCAAGUUUAUGCGACUAAUUUCGUGGUUGGUUGCGAUGGUUCAUAUUCCACCACGAGAGACCAAAUGCAGAGAGAGGUUAGAAUGCAUUUUAGCCAGGAAUACAUUGAUUGCUGUUAUAUUGAGCUUUAUAUCCCACCUUCCAAGAACUAUGACGCUCGCUAUAAGGGAAAUUUCUCUCUAGCGCCAGAUCAUUUGCAUAUUUGGCCUCGCCAUCAGUAUAUGCUCAUUGCACUCGCCAAUGCAGAUGGCUCAUUUACCUCCACAUUUUUUGGACCCUGGGGACUAGUCGAGUCUCUCUUAAAAUCGGAGGCCAGGGUCAGAGAGUUUUUGAUCAAGAAUUUCCCCGAUGCCAUGGAGAUUAUGGGUAUAAACCAAGCCGUGAAGAGCUUUAUGAGUCAUCCCAAAGGAGCGCUCAUGUGCAUUGAGUGUGAUCCCUAUAAUGUCUCUGGUGGCCGAGGUAUCAUUCUAGGGGACGCUGCUCAUUCUAUGGUUCCAUUUUAUGGACAAGGCAUGAAUUGCGGCUUUGAAGACGUCAAAGUUCUUAUGAAACUUCUGGAUGCCUAUGAUGGAGACCGUGCCAAAGCCUUUGAUGCUUACACCAGGGAAAGGCAUCAGGAUCUAACCGCCAUCGUGAAGCUAGCUAAACGUAAUUACAAAGAAAUGUCUCACGAUGUGACCUCCAAAGUUUUCCUUCUAAGAAAAAAAUUGGAUCACUGGUUAGGGAAAUUGCUCAAGGACAAAUGGCUUCCUCUCUACACGAUGGUAUCUUUCAGGGCCGAUAUCCCAUACCAUAAAGCCAUCGCCAUUUCCAAGAGACAAAAGACUAUCUUAGACUUCAUCCAAGUGCUAAUUAUCGCUGCGAUAUCUCUUCUGGGAUACGAAGGGUUCAAGCGCGUAUCAAGAAGGCUUAAACAAGCCUCCAGACAGUAA
Torulaspora delbrueckii is the source of this 1407-nucleotide messenger RNA. RefSeq names its product kynurenine 3-monooxygenase (gene BNA4). Gene Ontology annotation, molecular function: kynurenine 3-monooxygenase activity; FAD binding; NAD(P)H oxidase H2O2-forming activity. Gene Ontology annotation, cellular component: mitochondrial outer membrane. The transcript has a single exon. The record is from RefSeq and is a predicted model, not a curated record. Gene Ontology annotation, biological process: L-tryptophan catabolic process; quinolinate biosynthetic process; NAD+ metabolic process. The coding region runs from base 1 to 1407 and encodes 468 amino acids. Lineage: Eukaryota; Fungi; Ascomycota; Saccharomycetes; Saccharomycetales; Saccharomycetaceae.